ACUACAGCGACUUCGCUCGCUUGCCUGGCUGGAGUAGCCGUUCACGCGAGCGGCAGCACGGAAUGGAAGCAGAGAACGCGGGCAGCUUUUCCCUUCAGCAAGCUCAAGCUGUUUAUACAUUUCCAUUUCAACAAAUGAUGGCUGAAGCUCCUAACACGGAAGUUAUGAACGAGCAGCAAACACCAGCAGAAGUUCCAGAGGCAGCUCCUGCUCAAGAACCCGCACAAGAGACUCGAAGGGGAAGGAAAAGAAAAACAACACAGCCAAAAACACCAGUGGAACCCAAAAAACCUGCUGAGGCCAAAAAGUCUGCCAAGUCCACAAAAUCAAAAGAAAAGCAAGAAAAAAUUACAGACACAUUUAAAGUGAAAAGAAAAGUUGACCGCUUUAAUGGUGUUUCAGAAGCUGAACUUCUGACCAAGACUCUGCCGGAUAUUUUGACCUUCAACCUGGACAUUGUGAUCAUCGGCAUCAACCCAGGACUGAUGGCUGCUUACAAAGGGCACCAUUACCCGGGACCCGGAAACCAUUUUUGGAAGUGUCUCUUUAUGUCGGGACUGAGUGAGGUCCAGCUGAGCCAUAUGGAUGAUCACACUUUACCAGGGAAGUAUGGUAUCGGAUUCACCAAUAUGGUGGAAAGGACAACCCCGGGAAGCAAGGACCUCUCCAGUAAAGAAUUUCGUGAAGGAGGACGUAUUCUAGUACAGAAAUUACAGAAAUAUCAGCCACGAAUAGCAGUGUUUAAUGGAAAAUGUAUUUAUGAAAUUUUUAGUAAAGAAGUUUUUGGAGUAAAGGUUAAGAACUUAGAAUUUGGACUUCAACCUCAUAAGAUUCCAGACACAGAAACUCUCUGCUACGUGAUGCCGUCUUCCAGUGCCAGGUGCGCUCAGUUCCCGCGAGCCCAGGACAAAGUGCAUUACUACAUUAAGCUGAAAGACUUAAGAGAUCAGUUGAAAGGCAUUGAACGAAACACAGAUGUUCAAGAGGUGCAGUAUACAUUUGACCUGCAGCUUGCCCAAGAGGAUGCAAAGAAGAUGGCCGUUAAGGAAGAAAAAUACGACCCAGGUUACGAAGCAGCGUACGGUGGUGCUUACAGUGCGAAUCCGUGCAGCAGUGAGCCUUGCAGCUUCUCUUCGAACGGGCUAAUGGCUGGCGGCGGAGAGUCGACUUUCAGUGAUGUCCCAAACGGCCAGUGGAUGGACCAGUCCUUCACAGACCAGAUUCCUUCCAUUAACAAUCACUGUGGGACGCACGAACAGGGGGGAGAAAGCCCCUGCUCCUAAGGACGGCGCUUCUCAGCUCUGCUUAAAGGCUGCAGUUUUAAUGCAGCUGUCAAGAAGCCGCCCUCAGUUUGCUAACUGAAGUAUUUUGUUGGCGUUUUACCCUGGUGAUGUAGUCAUGGUACAGUUGUGUGGUAGAGUCAACUGUAUGAACCUAAGUAGUUUAGAAGGAAAGUGUAGGGGUUUUUUUUUAUGAGUUUUUGUAUUUGAAUUAACCAUCAUUCCAGCAUUUUAUAAAGCCUUUUUCUUUUAUAAGGAAAUUAAUGUUCUUUCGGGAGUCACUUUGUAUCUGUCAUUUUAAAAUGCAGCAGCCUGAAUAUUUAUAUUAGAUUAUUAGCAUAAAUCUAGAUACACCGUUCUCCCUUUUAUGCCUGAGAAGGGCAUACUAAUAAUAAGAAUUACCACCUGGAACGAGGCAGGUGUGUGGAUUUUCACGAGAAGUUAAGCCUCCGUGGAGUGGCGUUCACGCUCGGGCCUCUUUACCGGUGGUGAUUGAUUGUGAGAGUUGCUUACUCGUGCAGAUGUAAAGGGUGGCCUUGCCUGGCAGGGCGUGGACCCCUGCUUCAGCCUCCGCACCCGGUGUGUUAAUCCUCUAACAGGCAGGAACCAUGCUGCUGGGACGGUGACCUCCAGAGGAUGCAGCAGGCCUUUUAAAAUAGUCGCCGCCUCUGUGUUUUACUUGACAGACUUACAUUUGACGGGGAAGGAGCUGAGCUUCUCUGUCCGUAUCCAUCACCAUUUGAAUUUUAUCCUCCUUGGCUUAAAGGAUGUAACGUAGAUCGUGAUGAAAAAUGCACCUUCAGGCUGAGCAACAAACCAGAAGCUGAAGGUGUUCGGUGACCUUAUUUAAACUGGUGCUUUAUGUACAUGAGAUGUACUGAUAUAAAUAAUAUAGAACUUUUUCACUAGUUAAAUGUAACAAGCCAGUAAUUUUAAAAAUUCUCCCUCUGCAUCAUUGCCCUUUGCUACCGUGGACUGAGGUAACCUUAUGGCAAGGUUGUUCUGAAGUAACGUACCUUUGUGGUUUUCUAAUGCGUUCUCCAAGGUGCUACAAAUAGUCCGGGUGGCUAGGCCUGGCAGAUACAAAGCCGGGGACUUGGAAAUGCCACGUGCAUUGAUUCCUGGUCACUUAUACCCAAGGAGCAUGCUUUUCAAUAUGAAAUGUUUAUCAGGUGUCUUUUUUCCCCUAAAAGAUCGUAUGGCCUCUUUUUUUCUCAAUAAGAGAAACAAAUCCUUGUUGUAAAUCUGAACGUGCUUUGUAGCUGUGGCUUUGAUGGAUUUUAUUUUCCUUUAGUCUAGAUCAAGCCGUGUAAAGUCGUUCAUGUUAUUUAAAUCCUGUACUGUACUGCUGUUUACAUGGAUGUUUGUGCAGGUGCUUGGAAGUGCCUCGCAUCAGGGAUUAGGAACAAUGGAGUUAUUUUUUCACGGGACUAUGUAAAGCAUGUGACUAGGUAUUGCUUUGGUAAAUAAUAAUGUGUAGCCUUACAAUAGAUUGGUUUUUAUUUAAGUGGAGAAAUACCCUUUAAAUUAUGGACACUCACUGGAGAAUGGGUUUGAGAGUUUUCCAAGCAUACAACAAUGGUGUUUUUCAUUAAAUAUGACAGACGAGUAGUAAAUGGUGACACAUCCCAUACAUGACAGUGUAAGACUUUUUCAUUAAAUAACAAUGAAAAAGUUUUUAAAUUCCCUUGAAAGUCUGAUGGUUUUUACAAUAAAAAAAUAUUAAGAAUGAUUAA
Messenger RNA from Artibeus jamaicensis (Jamaican fruit-eating bat), 3016 nucleotides. It is a transcript of the gene TDG, whose product is annotated as thymine DNA glycosylase. The record is from RefSeq and is a predicted model, not a curated record. Gene Ontology annotation, biological process: base-excision repair, AP site formation. Lineage: Eukaryota; Metazoa; Chordata; Mammalia; Chiroptera; Phyllostomidae. Gene Ontology annotation, molecular function: mismatch base pair DNA N-glycosylase activity. The coding region runs from base 63 to 1283 and encodes 406 amino acids. The transcript is spliced from 10 exons. Gene Ontology annotation, cellular component: nucleus.